CACAAGUAUCUCUUUGGUACUAAGUUUCACAUAGUUACUGAUCAUCAGGCUUUGAAAUUCAUUUACAACCCAGAAAAAUCUUUGAAUAGAUCAUCUGCUGCUAUGGUUCAAAGAUGGAGUUUAGAACUAAGUGCAUAUGAUUACACUAUUGAACACAGAUCGGCUAAGGAUAUACCUCAUGCAGACUUUUUAUCUCGUUAUUCAUUAUUUGAAAAUUCUGCUAAUGACACUGAUUGUUUGUUAGUCCAGCCGUUACCUGUGGAUAGAGUUCGACUUAUAAACGAUACUCGGAAAUAUUACGGGUGCAUUAUAAAUGCAACAAAAAGAGGUUGGAAUAUUCAGUGUAAGCGAAGAUUUCCGGACUUUUAUAAGCGAAGAGAUGAGAUUUCAGUCCAUCCUGAAGGAUUUCUAUGUCUGAAUGACAGAAUUAUUAUUCCUCCGACAUUAAGAUCUGCGAUUUUGGAUGAUCUUCAUUCUGCGCAUCUGGGAGCUGAUAAGAUGAAAUCAUUAGCACGUCUAACAUGUUGGUGGCCGGAAAUUGAUGCUGACAUUAACAAAAGAUCGAAGAGCUGUUCCAGCUGUUUGCAUAAAAUGUCCUAUGGGAAGUCGUCGUGGAAACCGUGGCCUACGUCUUGUGAGGUUUGGCAGCGUAUUCAUGCAGAUUACUGUGGUCCAUUCUUAAAUUCAUACUAUGCUUUAAUUAUUGUGGAUUCUUAUUCUAGAUGGCCAGAAGUUAUAAUUACAGAUAGUCCUAAUGCGAAAUUCACUCACAGAGCGUUGAGAAAGAUUUUUAGUCGAGAAGGAAUUCCAGAUGUCUUAGUUACUGAUAAUGGUACUCAUUUCACUGAGAAGAACUUCAAUGAUUGGCUUAAACACAUAGGUUGCCGUCAUCUGUACACAGCACCACGUCAUCCUCAGUCAAACGGUUUGGCAGAAAAUUUCGUACGAACAUUAAAGAGUGCCAUAGCAUCAAUGAGUCCUAAGAAUUUUGAUGAGCUAGAGAGAUGUGUAGAUAACUUCCUACUUCAAUAUCGCAAUGCGGAGCAUACAAGUACCCAUGAAAGUCCUGCUAAACUGUUCAAAUCUCGAAUUCUCAGAAAGCACCUAAUGUCUACGACUUCUGAUGUACAUUAUUACAGAGGGAAUGACUAUAGACCUUCUGUUGGAAUCAUACUACAAAAAAUGGGAAAUCGAAUGGUGAAAAUAUUAGACAUCGAAGAUCAUUCAAUUCAUAACAGACACCUGGAUCAAGUGAGAAUAAACGAAAUAAUUCAGAAAUAAGUCCAGAUGAUACUGAUGAAAAUAAUAUCACAGAAUCAGUUAGAAGAUCCCAGAGACUUGCAAGCAAACCGAGACCUCAUUAUAAAUACGCAAGGAGACAUUCGACAUGUGGCGGAUGUGGUGAUUGACAAUUUCUAUCUUUGUAUUGUUUAAA
This is a messenger RNA of Trichobilharzia szidati, 1435 nucleotides long. NCBI's taxonomy places the organism in Eukaryota, Metazoa, Platyhelminthes, Trematoda, Strigeidida, Schistosomatidae. The record is from the annotation of a GenBank genome assembly.